AUGAAUCCCCAGGCUCACCCACCAACUCCAUUAGCUGUUUCAGCUCCAUCAUUAAUGUUAUCUGAUAGUGCUGGCAUUAUAUUAACCACCGGUGUUGUGUUGUUUGGUGAUCGGUAUGGUGCCCUUUUUGCCGCUGCAUUUGAUACCACUUUGGUGGCCAAUCAUGUUACUUGUCUCGCUAUACUUACCUUUCGGCGAUCUGAUGAUGGUCUCGUCGGAGGAUCGACGCGCGUUCUCUUUUCCACUCGUACCCUUGUACCACUAUCUUGCUCUUCCUCUUCUUACUAG
This is a messenger RNA of Adineta steineri, 288 nucleotides long. Lineage: Eukaryota; Metazoa; Rotifera; Eurotatoria; Adinetida; Adinetidae. The record is from the annotation of a GenBank genome assembly.